Molecule: messenger RNA, 1981 nt
Organism: Myripristis murdjan (pinecone soldierfish)
Lineage: Eukaryota; Metazoa; Chordata; Actinopteri; Holocentriformes; Holocentridae
Gene: matn4
Product: matrilin 4
Exons: 14
Coding region: 157-1905 (582 amino acids)
Molecular function (GO): calcium ion binding
Source: RefSeq, a predicted model, not a curated record
CGUGUUGUCACAGAGGUCGAGUGCUCAGCUUGCUUUGCCUCUUACCUGUCCCAUCCGCCGGUCCUCGCUGCGUCGUGUCCAGCCAGCAGCGUCCCCAGUUUGAUCCAGUUCCAAUCCAGCUGUGAGCGACCUCUGUCCCAGAUCAGUAUCAUCAGGAUGAAGAUGAGACAUCUCAGCGCACUGUGUGGGUUCGUCCUGCUGACCUUGGCUGCCCUCGCCACCGCCAGGCCAAAAGCAGGUGCUGAACAGAAAUGCAAGUCUGGUCCAGUGGAUCUGAUCUUCAUCAUUGACAGCUCUCGCAGUGUUCGGCCUCAUGAGUUUGAGACCAUGAGGAAGUUCAUGAUUGACAUCCUCAACACCCUGGACAUCGGACCCGACGCCACCAGGGUGGGAGUGGUUCAGUACUCCAGCCAGGUCCACAGUGAGUUCUCUUUGAAGACCCACAGCAAGCUGGAGGCCAUGGUGAAAGGCAUCAAUCAGAUCAUUCCCCUGGCUCAGGGCACCAUGACUGGGCUGGCCAUCAAAUAUGCCAUGAAUGUAGCCUUCAGCGCCGAGGAGGGAGACCGGCCAAAGGUCCCCAACGUGGCUGUGAUUGUGACAGACGGGCGUCCUCAGGACCGCGUGGCGGAGGUGGCAGCCGAGGCCAGGGAGAAAGGCAUUGAGAUCUACGCCGUAGGUGUGGCCAGAGCUGAUAUGACAUCACUGAGGGCCAUGGCCUCCCCGCCCUUCGAGGACCACGUCUUCCUGGUCGAGUCUUUCGAUCUGAUUCACCAGUUUGGACUGCAGUUCCAGGAUAAGCUCUGUGCCAUAGAUCUGUGUGCUGAGGGAAAACAUGACUGUGAGCAAAUCUGCGUCAGCUCUCCUGGCUCCUUCACCUGUGACUGCAACAAAGGAUACAAACUCAACGACGACAAGAAGACUUGCACAAUGAUCGACUACUGUUCGUUUGGGAACCACAGUUGUGAUCAUGAGUGUGUGAGCGUGCUCAAUGGCUAUCACUGCCGCUGUAACGAGGGAUACAGGCUGCUGGAGGACGGCAAGACCUGCCAGCACAUGGACCUGUGUAACACAGUGGAGCAUGGCUGUGAGCACCAGUGUGUAAGCACACCAGGAUCUUACUACUGUAUCUGCCCAGAGGGACAGCUGCUGCAGGAGGACGGCAAGAGCUGUGGCACCUGCAAAUCUGCCAACAUUGACCUGGUCCUCUUGAUUGACGGCUCGAAGAGUGUCCGCCCUCAAAACUUUGAGCUGGUCAAAAAGUUUGUCAACCAGGUUGUGGACUCUCUGGAUGUGUCUGCUCAUGGCACCAGGGUUGGUCUUGUCCAGUACUCCAGCCGGGUCCGGACAGAGUUCCCUCUUAAUAUGUACCAUACUGCCGAUGAGAUCAAAGCUGCCGUCAUGAAGGUGGAAUACAUGGAAAAGGGCACUAUGACAGGCCUGGCCCUAAAGCACAUGCUGGAGAACAGCUUCUCAGAGGCCGAGGGCGCUCGCCCCCUUGGCCGCAACAUCCCCCGUAUUGGACUGGUCUUCACAGACGGACGUUCCCAAGAUGACAUCACAGAGUGGGCCAAGAAGGCCAAAGAAGCUGGUAUCACCAUGUAUGCAGUGGGUGUUGGUAAAGCUGUGGAGGACGAGCUUCGUGAGAUCGCCUCCGAGCCCGUGGAGAAACACUUCUACUACACCACCGACUUCACUGCCAUCAGCACCAUCGCUGAGAACCUCAAACUCAAUGUCUGCCCAGAGGAGAGUCAGGGGGAGAUUGAGGUGAAGGACCCAUGUGCCUGUGAGAGCCUGGUAGAGUUCCAGCAGGCCACCAUGAGCACCCUGGAGCAGUUCACACAGAAACUGGCUGCGAUGACAGCUCGUCUGGAGGACCUGGAGAACCAGCUGCUCUCUAGGAAGUGAUGUGGUAACCAGGGGGCCCAAACAGGAAGUCACAGAAGGAGAAGUCGUAGUGGAUGAGGAGGAGGAGGGCAGAGCC